GUGUAGGGUCCCUGCAGGAUCCCAGCAGGCUCAGACCUGGACCAGAGCUGAGACAGACCUGGACCAGAGACAGACCUGGACUAGAGCUGAGACAGACCUGGACCAGAGACAGACCUGGACCAGAGCUGAGACAGACCUGGACCAGAGACAGACCUGGACCAGAGACAGACCUGGACCAGAGACAGACCUGGACCAGAGACAGACCUGGACCAUACCUGCUGGGGAGGAGCAGAGAGGGACCUGGACCAGACCGGAGCGAGAAGAAGACGUCCAGACAUGGCAGCGGGACGCAGACGGGUGGAGGACGGACCAGACGUCCCGCAGUGACCUGUUUGGACCAGAACCUCGGGAACAGACCCAGAACCGCCAGAACGUCACCAUGAUCGACCUGAGCUACCUGACGGAGGAGGAGCAGGACGCCAUCCGGGCCGUCCUGCACCGAGACGCCGAGCUGAAGAGGGUGGAGGAGCAGCGAGUCCAGAACCUGCAGAGGACCGUGAGCGACCGGUUCCAGCUGAGGUACCUGACCGGGGAAUGGUUCUAUGAGACCAAGCAGCUCCGUCACCAGGACCGGAUCCACGGCUGCGACCUCAUCCGAGCGUCCAUGAGACACGUCCCCAGACCGCCGACCCUCCAGGAGCUCUGCCAGACGCGUCCGGAGACGUCCAGCUUCGUCUGCAGUCAGAAUAAAGACGUCUUCGUCCCUCCGGUUCUACGUGGACUCCUCCAAGAACCCGAGCAGCGGCCCGGCCCCGAGCGGUCUGAGAACCAGAGCACCGGCGAACCCAGACCAGGUCCCCCAAAACCAGUUCUGCUGUCCCCCACUAAGAGGAGGAACCCGUUCGACAGCAGUUCUGCUGCAGUCCAGCAGGGGGAGCCAUACCCGGAUGGACAGUUUGACGGAACGCCGGCAGCAGGAGACGCCGGUCCAGACCAGCGUGUCUCUGGGGAAAGAACCUCUGUGGAACCGGCUCACCUUGACACGGUGCCUGAGGACAGCCGGGCGGAGGACUCGGACGUGGACGAUUUAGAGACGACACCGUCUCUCACUGAGGACUCGGACAGUCCCCGUCCCCGAGCUGCUCCGGGGACCAGCGCUGGACCGUCUGGAGUUCUCAGGAAAGACGAGUCUGAUCAGGAAGAGGACGAUCAAAGUGAGACAGGAGAGCUGAAGGACAGCGAGGACCGCUCCAAAGGUCCAGCUGUCCCACCUGGAGACAAACCGAAGGUCCUCAGACCGGAACGUCCCCCUGUGAGGACAGCAGAGGUCCGAACGCUGCAGCUCACGGCCCUGCAGAAGACGCCCUUCAGAGAGACCCUGUCCUCAGACUGUCCGCAGGACACAGACACAGGCGGGACCUCGUCUCCAUGGAGACCAUCCCGUCUGGAAACCAUCCAGGAGGGACAGAACCGCACCACUGAGGACACGAGACAUGAGGACCAGUCCAGGACAGAAACAGCAGCUGCCAUGAAGACAACAGAGGAGACACCAGAGGAGGACGCUCUGUGUCCUCCUGAGAUGAAGACACCAGAGGACACCCUGUGUCCUCCUGAGAUGAAGACACCAGAGGACACCCUGUGUCCUCCUGAGAUGAAGACACCAGAGGACACCCUGUGUCCUCCUGACAUGAAGACACCAGAGGACACCCUGUGUCCUCCUGACAUGAAGAAACCAGAGGACACCCUGUGUCCUCCUGACACCCUGUGUCCUCCUGAGAUGAAGACACCAGAGGACACUCUGUGUCCUCCUGACAUGAAGACACCAGAGGACAGCCUGUGUCCUCCUGACACCCUGUGUCCUCCUGAGAUGAAGACACCAGAGGACACCCUGUGUCCUCCUGAGAUGAAGACACCAGAGGACAGUCUGUGUCCUCUUGACAUGAGGACGCCGGGGGAGGACGCCGCCCAGGCCCCGCUCCAGACCGGCAGCAGGUUCUUGGUGGACCUGUCGAGGGACGACGGGACGUACAGAGCCAACCCCGUCCUCGUCUGUGAGACUGAGACAGACGAGUCUCUGGCCGGUUCUGUUACAGACAUACACUCCUCUGGAGCUCAGGAGACCUGUGUCCUCUCUGAAGACCUGGGUCCUUCAGGUCCUGGUCCCGGUCCCCCAGAGGACCGGUGCACCAGCAUCAGUGAGCUGAGACUCUUCUGGGAGAAGGAGAACUCUGGACCCAGAGUAAUCCGGGUGAAGGUCCAGGAAGCCCGUUCAGGACCAGCUGUCCCUCAGUCCGGCCUGGAAAUGUCCUCUGACAGCAAGCAGGACCUCCAUGGGGGGACACCAGCCUCAGGAACCAUCAUGGCUGAAGGCCGGAACCCCUCAGAAGUCUCAGACCCCGGUCCUGACCCACACAACCAGACCAGGUCGGCCCGGACUCCCACGGGGACCGGAGAAAGGUCUUGGAGUCCUGCUAAACAGCUUCCCAGACCAGCGAACCAUGACGAGGACGUAAGGAGGAGUCCAUCCAAGACCUGCCACCCAAAGGUCCUCCCCCGAGACCCCUCCACGAGCCCAGGGUCCGGGCUGGGGGGCUCGCCCCUGAAGACCUUCCCCAUAGACAUCCACCCUCAGCAGGACACGCAGAGGAGGAGUCCCUCACAUGGAGCCAGGACCAAGCUGUCCUCUGCUGGACCGCCACAGUCCAGGACCUCCAGAGGGGACGCUCAGCAAAAUGGCUCAAAACCCUCCGCUUCCCCGGGAUCUGUCCGAGCCUCGGAGGAGACGUACCUGGCCCGGUCCUUCGUCCCUCAGGACUACCAGCACUAUCUGGGCCCCGAGGAGCGGGCCCACGGCCCCCCGUUCCCCCGAGACCAGGUCCCUGCAGAGACUGAAGACCCGCACAGACCUGAGAGACCCAGCUGUCCACAGGGGAUUCCUGCCACCAUUGCUGCUUCAGCAGUGAGGAAGAGGAGCGGCGGCUCGGACCAGGAGGCCUGGUUCAGGUCCAGGUCUCUGCCCUGGGCGGCGACAGGAAGUCAGUCUGAACGCUCGACUUCCAUCAUGUCGGCUCUGAAAUGGUUCUCGUCAAGAAACCCGUCCUCGGCCAAAAGUCUGGAGAACCUGAGCUCACAAGCAGGAGGACAGCAGAGGAAUGGACAGAGAGACGAGCUGAAUCUGAGUGUGGACGAUGUUUCUUCACUUCCUCCGUCUGAGCAGAUGAGGACCAGCGUGUCCGUCCCCGUCUUUCAGCAGGACGAGACGGACAGUGACGGCACUUUGGAGACCGGCGUGCGAAAUCGAAGAAACACCAGCAGCUCCACGUCCAACAUCAGCAUCUCGUCUGGGAUGGCGUCCAUGUCGUCUGUCAGUGGAAGCACCGGCAGUCUUUUCCCCGCCGAGGUCCCCGAGGCGCAGGUGGAGGUUCAGGGCAGCGUCCAGUUUGCCGUCAACUACAUCCAGAAGCUGGAGGAGUUCCAGGUCUUCGUGGUGCUGUGCCGGGGCCUGGCCGCCGCCGACGGCAAGAGGAGCCGCUCCGACCCGUACGUGAAGUGCUACCUGCUCCCCGACAAAACCAGGCUGGGAAAGAGGAAGACCAGCGUGAAGAAGAAGACCGUAAACCCGACCUACCACGAAAUCCUGAGGUUCAAAGUCCCGAUGGAGGUUCUGAAGACGCAGAACCUGAACCUGUCGGUUUGGCACAAUGACACAUUUGGGCGGAACAGCUUCCUGGGGGAGGCGGAACUGGACCUGUCCCAGUGGGACUUCAGCAACACCCACAUCAACGACUACCUGCUGACGGCCCGGGUCUCCGGACGGACGUCUCCGUCACGCCUGGCGGACGGCAGGGGACGGAUGAGAGUGGCCCUGCGGUUCCUGCCUCAGACGUCCCACAGUUCCGGGACUCCCGGGACUCCUGGGACGGCCAGGACGUCCCGGACGUCCCGGGUGGAGGCCGGCGAGGUGCAGAUCUGGGUGAAGGACUGUAAGAAUCUGCCGUCGGUCAGAGGAAUCGUCAUCGACCCGUUUGUGAAGUGCGCCGUCCUUCCUGACACCAGCAGGAAGAGCCGACAGAAGACGCGGGUGGUGAAGAGGACCGCCAGCCCCAUGUUUAACCACACCAUGGUGUACGACGGCUUCAGGCCGGAGGACCUGAGAGAGGCCUGCGCCGAGAUCACGGUGUGGGACCACGACCGGAUCAACAGCCGCUACGUCGGAGGCCUGAGGCUGGGCCUGGGCUCAGGUAAGAGCUAUGGAGUGGAGGUGACCUGGAUGGACUCCAGCCCAGCAGAAGCUGACCUGUGGAGGAGGAUGCUGCAGCUUCCUGGGGAGUGGGUGGAGGACGUUCUCCCUCUGAGGACUCUGGUGCUGGCAAAGAACAUGUAGCAGUCAGGAGAACGUGUCCCGGUCAGGAGAACGUGUCCCGGUCAGGAGAACGUGUCCCGGUCAGGAGAACGUGUCCCGGUCAGGAGAACGUCUGAGCAGCAGUUAUUUUCGACAGAAUUUAAAACUGUCUUUUAGAGUAAAGAU
Molecule: messenger RNA, 4468 nt
Organism: Salarias fasciatus (jewelled blenny)
Lineage: Eukaryota; Metazoa; Chordata; Actinopteri; Blenniiformes; Blenniidae
Product: synaptotagmin-like protein 2
Exons: 19
Coding region: 380-4324 (1314 amino acids)
Biological process (GO): exocytosis; intracellular protein transport
Cellular component (GO): plasma membrane; exocytic vesicle
Molecular function (GO): small GTPase binding; neurexin family protein binding
Source: RefSeq, a predicted model, not a curated record